CUGCUGAAACGCAAUUCUCGAUCACAAACGGAAAAAUGAUCGACAUUCAUGGUUCCGCUCUAGAAAAAUGACUGUUCACACGUAACUGUCAAAUGAACAAGUAUUUUCUGUUUGGUCGUGAGAAGAUAUCAGUGCCUGAAACACACAAGAACGUCAAGAGUAUCGCUGGGUGAUAGGCUACUUUUCGUAGCGCCGAAGCUGGAAACAAUGCCACAUUUCUUGUGGCCAGAGCCGCUGUCAGCCGCACAACUCAAGCGGCUAGAGGAGCACAAAUAUAGCGCUUCGGGUCGAUCCCUUUUCGAACCUCCUUGUCAGAUAUAUUGGAAUUGGCUGGUCCAACAAAUUCCAACUUGGGUAGCGCCUAAUACUCUGACUAUAAUUGGACUGGUAAUAAAUAUAGUCACAACUGUAGUGUUGGUGUUUUACUGUCCAACGGCAACAGAGGAGGCUCCAGCAUGGGCCUUCAUUUUGAGUGCGUUGGGCCUGUUCAUCUAUCAGUCGCUGGAUGCCAUCGAUGGGAAGCAGGCCCGGAGGACAAACAGCAGCUCUGCGCUGGGGGAGCUCUUUGACCACGGCUGUGAUGCUGUCUCCACAGUGUUUGUUUCUGUGGGAACAUGUAUAUCCUGUGGGGUAGGAAGCUACCCUGAUUGGAUGUUCUUCUGUGGCUUUGUGGGGAUGUUCAUGUUCUUCUGUGCACACUGGCAAACCUAUGUUUCUGGAACGCUGCGCUUUGGCCUGGUUGAUGUGACAGAGGUCCAGAUUGCCAUCGUUGUCAUGUAUGUGAUGUCAGCUUUUGGUGGAGUGGCCCUUUGGGACUACAGGUUACCCGUCCUUGGGGUGAAGCUGUAUGCCUUCCCCAUCUUGGGCAUCAUUGGGGGAGCCGUGUUCUCCUGCUAUAACUACUUCCACGUCAUCCUCAACGGGGGCGUCGGCAAGAACGGCUCCACUGUGGCUGACACCAGUGUGCUGGCACCAGGUAUGCACAUCGGCCUCAUCCUCACACUGGCCUUCAUCAUCUUCAAGAAGUCAUCCAACAAGCUUUUUGAACUGCACCCCUGCCUCUACAUCCUAACUUUCGGCAUGGUCGUCGCCAAGAUCGCCAACAAGCUAGUUGUGGCCCACAUGACCAAGAGUGAGCUUUAUCUCCCAGACACGGCUUUCAUCGGGCCUGGCCUCCUUUUCCUCAACCAGUACUUCAACAGCUUCAUCGACGAGCACAUAGUCCUCUGGAUCGCAAUGGUCCUGUCGUUGAUUGACUUGACACGCUACUGCACAGGCGUGUGCAUCCAGAUCGCCUCUCACCUGCGUAUUCACGUGUUCAGCAUUACGGCGCAAGCUGCCCCCAAACAAGACUGACGUUUUGCCCGGAGGAAGAGGGCAGGGGAGGCAGAGGACGCCACCCCGCUCUUGAAAGCAGACGAUGAUGAAGAGGUCCCCUCCACCCCAAACCACAGGAGCCUUGACACAGUGACCACCUCUGACUAAAGGUUGUCUGUAAUAACACUAGGGUAAUGACAGGAAUGACACAACCACCCAAGUAGAGCCAUUGUCAAGGGUAA
Messenger RNA from Oncorhynchus gorbuscha (pink salmon), 1559 nucleotides. Its product is annotated as cholinephosphotransferase 1. Gene Ontology annotation, biological process: phospholipid biosynthetic process. Gene Ontology annotation, cellular component: endoplasmic reticulum membrane; Golgi apparatus. The record is from RefSeq and is a predicted model, not a curated record. The coding region runs from base 208 to 1356 and encodes 382 amino acids. Gene Ontology annotation, molecular function: diacylglycerol cholinephosphotransferase activity. The transcript is spliced from 8 exons. NCBI's taxonomy places the organism in Eukaryota, Metazoa, Chordata, Actinopteri, Salmoniformes, Salmonidae.